This is a messenger RNA of Protopolystoma xenopodis, 246 nucleotides long. The record is from the annotation of a GenBank genome assembly. Lineage: Eukaryota; Metazoa; Platyhelminthes; Monogenea; Polystomatidea; Polystomatidae.
CGCCGGUCAGUUCCCAAUCCUCAUGUUGGGCUCGUCUCCUUCGUCGGGCUAAAGUCGCGGAGAAAAUGGCACUUUUUUCUGUCUCUACCAAGCGCCAUGACGUCCGGUGACACGACUGAGGCUGAGUUGUGUCAAAGGUUGGCGGAAAAUGAUUCACACAACGGCUCCAGUCACGUGUCCCUCGCUCCGACGACUGCACACACCAACCCGGCAACUGUUGUGCACACUGAGGCCACCACCGACUGA